CACCUCAUCUGAGCAGACAGCUUUUGCCAGUCGACUGGGAACUAGCAUGUACUGAAGUUGUCUGCGUGAGAAAUAUAACCCAGUGCCAACCAAAAAAACUCAGUAUUGACACAAGACAACACAUGAAUGCAACUUUGUAGACCUUAAACUCUUGAGGAUGGGUGAACACUACAGAGAAAGCUACUAUGGAUCCUCGUCCUCAGACCUGAGAUUGCUUCUUUUGGGGAAUAUCGGAUGUGGAAAGACAGCAUUAGCGGACACUAUCCUGGCCCAGCUUUCCCCCAUUUCUCCCGGUGCCUCCAGGAGCUGCCAGCUACGGCAGGGCUUCAUUGAAGGCAGGAAUGUGACCCUGGUGGAGGCACCGAGAUGGUACUGGAGUGGUGGCAAGAUGGAGGACGGUGUCAAAAAGGAGACACAGCGAGCAAUGACUCUGGUACCACCAGGCCCACAUGCUAUUUUGCUGCUGGUGCCUGUUAAUCAAUUCACAGAGGUGGAGACACGUGUGCCUGCAGAGUUGGAGGAACUGUUUGGACAGGAGGUGCUGGACCACACCAUGGUCAUGCUGACCUGUGGGGACUACUUGAUGGGAAAAACAGUGGAGGAGUACCUGCAGAAAGAGCACCCAGGCCUGAGGCAGGUAAUUGAGGGUUGCGGAGGACGGUACCAUGUCAUCAAUAAUCGUCAGCGACAGGACAGGGACCAGGUCCGUGAGCUGCUGGAAAAGGUGGACAAUAUGGCGCGGAAAAACGGGUUAUACUACAUGAAAACAGUCCAGGAUAGAGAGCUGGAAAAACGGGUGAAAGAAAAAAAGGAGCAACUUAUGGAAAGUUUCAGGGCUCAAAAGGAAGAGAAGAAAAAGACCCACACAUCAUCUUAUACCCCAAACACAGAAAGUCAAGAGGAAGAGUACUUCAAUGCCAUUUCAAGAGAGAGAAGGAGGAGACAGGAAGAAAAGGAGGGAAUGGUGGAAGGAGUUAAGGUGAGCCAGGUGUCCAAUGAGUAUGUCAGUGCCAUAUCAACAGAAUCAAGGAGGAGAAGAGAAGAAAUGGAGGAAAUGGUGGAAGGAGUUAAGGUGAGCCAGGUCUCCAGUAGCCUUUAUUCAACUCCAGCUCUAGAGCGACAGCCAUCCUCCGAGCUCUGUGAUACCGGGGAGUUAAAAAGGAUACCCAGUUUCAAACUGAAUCGAGAUGGAGCUAUACUCUCCCAAAUGUCAGAGGAUAAAUCAACUCAAAAAGUGAUCUCUACUUUUCACCACAGAAUUAACAGCUUUGAAGAGAGAUCACCCGAGGGUUCGCCUACCACUACUCCUCUUUCGCCAGUCUUCUCCUCUUCCUUCCCCUCCUCACCAACUUUUGCUGCCUCUCCUUCCUUGAUCUCCUCAUCCAGCUCAACCCCUUCUUCCCCCUCAUUGUCCUCAUCCUCAUCUUCUCCGGAGCUUCGUCUGGUGUUGCUUGGAAGAUCUGGAUCAGGGAAGAGUGCAGCUGGCAAUGAAAUACUGGGGCAGGAAGCCUUUGAGUCACGUCCAGACAGCCUCAUAGCAAUCACACAAUGGUGUGAGAAAAAGAAGGCAUUGGUUAAAGGAAGAAGGGUGGCAGUGGUGGAUACUCCAGACUGGUUCAAUUCAGAGCGCACUCCAGAUGAGGUGCGAGCUCAGAUCUCCUCCUGUGUGGCUCUGUCCAGUCCCGGCCCGCAUGUCUUCCUCUUUUGUGUUCCCUUAGACCAGCCUGCAAAGACCGAGCUGCAGGCUCUUGCGUCACUAGAGGCUGUUUUUGGGCCUGAAGCAGUCUGGAGACACACUUUGGUCCUCUUUACUUAUGCUGAUUGUCUCAGGGCAAGUGGGAAGGCCAAAAAUAAGAACAUUGAGGCAUACAUUGCUGGUCAGCGAGGAGAUUUGUUAAAGAUUGUGGAGAAAUGUGGGGACAGAUUUCAUGUUUUGGAGACAGAAAGAGGUGGGGGAGAGAAGAGCAAUGUUGCCGACCUGCUAGAAAAGGUGGAGCAGACAGUGAAGGAGGCCGGGGGGCAGUAUUAUUCUUGUCCUGCUUUUCAGGAGGCCGAGAACAGAGUGAGGCAGAAACAGCAAGAGAUGGCAAGAGAGAAACGAGGCGAAAACCUAGCAAGAGUAGAGGAUGUUGGCCCACUCAGCUCUGAAAGGCGAAAGCUUUAUCCUUACAUGCAGUCUGUUUCUGAAGUAGACGAGGAAGUGACGGAAGAUGAUAUUGAGAAAACAAGGGAUGAGGCCGAGAUGAGUGUAAGUACUACAAAUAUUGAGAGUCUUCCUCCAAUUACACUUUCGACCAUAUCCCCUUCACUACUUAGUUCCAUAAUGGAGAAGAUGAGCACGGGUGCAAAGAAUUUACCCAAGCUGUUGGCAGAUAGCUCUGUGUGGGUUGGAGAGGGAGCACAGAGGAUGAAAGAUAGUGGAAUGUGGGAAAAAGUUGGCACUAGUGCACAAAGUGUCCAAAAGAUGGUGGUUGAUAGUUCUGUGUGGGAGAAGGUAGGAGUUACUGCAGGAAAUCUCUCCAAAGCAGUAGGAAAUAAAGUUCCCAAGGUAGUGGUAGAUGGUUCUGCAUGGGUGGGAUCUGGAGCAAAAGCAGCGGCUGCAAGUCCAAUGUGGGAAAAAGUGGGUUCAGGGGCCAAAGUCAUGGCAGAGAGUUCCAUGCGUGUCGGGGCUGGAAUUGGAGCUGGGGCAAAGAAUUUGGCACAGAGUCCCGUGUGGGGAAAAGUAGGCUCUGGAGCCAAGGCAGGGGCCAAAAUGGUGGCUGAGAGUUCAGUGUGGGAGAAAAUUGGAAAUACAGCUAAACAGGUGCCCAAAGUAGUCAUUGGCGGGGCACUGCUGGGUCUGGUGCUCGGUGUGCUUUUGGGCGGUGUGAUUGGCGGAGCUGUUGGGGCAGCUGCUGGAUCUGCAGUAACAGAGGUGGGCAGGCGAAAACUCAGCAAGAGAAGCACAACAGAGAAGACAGAAGACGCUGCAAGAAACGUUGACAGAACAGUAAACAAGAACAUCGACGCAGUGAGAAAACGGGGAGAGAAUUUUUUGAAAACUGAAUGAAGGACUGACAGAUGUUUGUAUAUAAAAUGUAUAGCAAAUGUAAAAGUGCUUUUUUUUUUUUUUUUUUUUGUGAAAUAAUAUUUUCAGCUUUUUGACUGUUGUGUAAUUUUUGAGGCAUAAAAUACUUUAAAAUGAAUUUGAUUUGAGACGAUUAUAACUUCAGUUUAUCGCUACAUGUUUUAUUGAGACACUCGAUAAGUACAGACGAGUGUGACAUUUAUUAAUAGAUGAAUUACACAUAUUGAUAUUGAAGCAAUAAUAUAUAAAUGAAAAUACUUUUCUGAAUGUUGAUACAUGUUUGCAAGACAUCAAAAUAUGCAAAGGAAUGAUAAAACGUAUGACUAUUUUUGAUAAUGUCAAAGGCAGUGAUUUAACAAAACGAGUGAGUAAAAAGAAUAUUAAAAUCUGUAUAUUGAUGGAAAUUCUGUAAAUUAUACCCUGAAUUGGUCACAGUGUUUUUUGAUUAAAAGUUGUCAUCAGAAAGUCAUUGCAUUUUUGUGUGUUUUUGGUGCUGAACCACAGAGCAUGAAAAAUUCUUUACGAACAUUUUUGAUUUAACAACAAUAGACAGUCUUUCACUUUUUAACCUUUAUAUACUGAAGUUGGUUUCACGUUUAUGAAAUCUUUGACAGUAUUUUCAGCAAGCGAAACCUGCUUCAUGACUACAAACAUUAUGACAUUACUUCUCACAUUCAGGUUUAGGCCGUAAUGAAUGUGUCAAAUUCAGUUCAGUAAGAGAUUUUGCAUUUGUAAUUAUUUAUUAUAGCAUCAGAGUAUAGUUACUUUGCAUCUAGCUUGAGUUCAUCCUGCUGAUUUUAUAAAUUGAGAAGUGAUAUUUUUCUCCCUGUAGCCUACAGGUGGAUGCUGGGGGUGGAGAGUUUGAAAAAACAGGCAGCUAUGCAGAAGAGCAGAGGUAUUGACCGUAAAAUGAUUUUACCUGUGUAAGACUUAACACAGAUCAAAUUGUAUGCUAGAACUAUGAACCCUAUUCCAAAAAAGGGACAGAGUUUAAGAUUAAAAUAAAAAAAUAAAAAAAAAGUUUGGAAAUGUUAAACUAAAUUUAUUCACAACAGAAGGCAGAGAACAAAUGGUUAAACUGCAAUGUCCAAGUCCUAUCUUGUAUAUAAAUUUAGCUUCUCAGCAGUCAUGUGUCUUCUUUGUCAUAUUUUUUGUUUCAUUAUGUGCCAAAUGUGUUUGUGAAAGCACCCAGCCUCUCCUAGUAAAUCAUGCUGUUGUAACAGAUGCUGUAUGCAUCUAUUGCAGCUUGUUGAAAUAUGCGAUGGCUUCCCUGGAAAAAAGAUGUCAUCUGCAUGGAAGCAUGCAUGUCAUGGACAUCUAAUAUUAAUUGUUGGCCUUGACAGAGAUUUCUCCAGAUUCUUAGACUCGUUUGAUUCCAUGUAGCGUAGAUGAUCCAAAGUCAAAUUUAUGUUGAUGAACAUUUUUCUGAAAUUGUUGUUUGUAGAUGCAGUUUUUUGCUGAUUAGUAAACAUGAGCCCAUCUUUGCUUCUGAGAAACUCUGAGAAACAGAUGGUGUUUUUAUACACAUUCAUGUAACUGUCCUAUUUUCAGUGUUCCUCCAGCAGUGUCUUUUUAGGAAUGCUUAAUUUUCCAGCCUUUUGUGGCCCCAUCCCAGCUUUUUCGGAUGUGUUGUGGAGAUUAAAAUAAGAUAAUAUUUUUCUCAAAAUAGUAAAAUCUCAGUUUUUUUGAUCUGUUUUCUGUUCUCUUGUGAAUAUGUGUUUAUGACAUUUGCAAAUCACUAUUUUUUUUUGUUUACAUUUUACGCCACAUCCCCAAAUCUUUUGGAAUUGUGUUUAUAGUUUGCAGAAUUCACUCCGUUUAUUGGAUUUAUUUACGUAAGUGGGUGUGCUUCUGGUCGUAAGAGGGACACAACUGAGGGUGGGAGGAGGAGGUAGGGUGGAGGCAUCGGCAUUAUCUCUAAGUCCCAGGCUGGCUAGCAUCACCCUGCGCGGCCUCCUGUAUCAGAAGUCGAGAAGGUUGACAUCCCAGGAGUUUGAAUUACAAUUUUGAGGGUUUAUUUCCUGAACUGUACUGUGCAGCCAUAAAAAUAUUUUUGAAUAAAUAACAGUAGUAACAAUAGUAAUAAUACAUUUCAACAGUUUGCUUUUUUAUCGGGACAAGCUUACAAGAUAAAACGGGUUAAUGUCUAACCCAUAAAUCAUAUAUUGUUAAACAACUCAAAUAAAUCUAGUGUGUUAUCCAAAAAAUCUUUGAAUAAUUCAAUUUGUACAACUGCAAAGUGACACACUAUCUUUAAUUUGCAUGACCCCUGCUUCACUCUGUAAUCCUCUCUGAGGUUUUAGAGUGAAGCAGGGAGGAGAAGGCCCAGCUUAGCACAGCCGAGUGGGCAGAUGCAGUCACAGCAAUGUUGUGAAAGCAGUUCUUCCUGUUGUAUGAUCCUGAAACCAAGUGUGCAGGGCUUCCCAGGGCACCCUGGUGGCUGUUUUCUCUUUCUUUUCCUCCUCCUAUCUUCCCUUCUUCUAUGCAGCGGUUGCUACCCCACACAUCCAAACACCCAUCAAACAUGGUACAGUCACACCGCCACCACCCAACCUCCAGGAAACUCGUUGGCCGUAAAUGAGACAGGACUAACUGUAAGCGUUUCCUGGCCAAUUGAUAGACAGACACCCGCACCACGGCAACAGCUGCAAGCCCCCUCCCUCCCGAACACUUUUCACUUUCCUCCACCAUUCUGAACCCCAUCUUCAACCGCAUCCCACAUCCACCCUGACUUUCCGCAAACGCAACCACACACGAAAAAAAUUGUUGCCUUCACAGUUUUUUUCCCUUGUUCUUCAACAUAUAACGCACAUACAUGCACACACUGUCUUCAUUUUAAUUCACCACAAAUUUACUUGUGAUCACAAAUUGUGCCUAUAAUGUUGUAUUGUAUUGUCAGACUGGGCAUUCAUCUGUAAAUCCUCCACCAGUAUAAAAACGCUUUAAAGUCUGCUUCUUGGGAAAACCUCAUUGCCUUGUGGAAAACAUUUGUUUUUCGGUUUGCUGGACUUGCUACAGGAAUGGCAGGGCAACUGUAGAUCCAUGUUCUCGGUGUCACGUCACUCACUAGUUUUAUUUUUUGACUUGUGUUGUUUAUGGCUUCCAUGCUGAAACACUAUUGUCAGUCAUCUGUCAUUCUGGUGAACAGCACACGUAAACAGCAUGGAGUUGUGCUUUGGCUACUCGCGCUGACAGCUUUGUUAUGGACAAACAGAAGGACACAUGACUUACGUGCAGAUUUUUCAAAAUAAAGUUAAAAGAAGCGAACUUCCAAUCACCAUAAACCAUUUUAAUCUCAUAAUCUAGCAGUUUGGUCAUUGUGUUCAUUUUAUGCUACUUACUGGUGAGUUUGAGCAUACACAAGUAUGCUAAACCGA
This is a messenger RNA of Maylandia zebra (zebra mbuna), 6444 nucleotides long. RefSeq names its product GTPase IMAP family member 8. Gene Ontology annotation, molecular function: GTP binding. NCBI's taxonomy places the organism in Eukaryota, Metazoa, Chordata, Actinopteri, Cichliformes, Cichlidae. The record is from RefSeq and is a predicted model, not a curated record.